Messenger RNA from Lineus longissimus, 540 nucleotides. RefSeq lists its product as uncharacterized. Gene Ontology annotation, biological process: DNA integration. The transcript has a single exon. Lineage: Eukaryota; Metazoa; Nemertea; Pilidiophora; Heteronemertea; Lineidae. The record is from RefSeq and is a predicted model, not a curated record. Gene Ontology annotation, molecular function: nucleic acid binding. Bases 1 to 540 code for a protein of 179 amino acids.
AUGGCCAAAAAAACCCGCCAAAAAACGAGGACUGGGAACAAUGGUACUAGUAAGAAAACAGACAGAUUAUUGAAAAGGACGUAUUAUGACCCUGGGCAUGCAGGUAGUUUUGGCGGUAUAGACGCCUUAAAGCGUGCAGUCGGUAGCAAGGUAUCGACCGGCGCAAUCAAAAAAUGGUUAAGAACUCAAGACACAUACACGCUCCACAAGCCAAUCAGACGUCGUUUCAAACGAAGACGUAUUGUUGUCGCAGACAUUGACGAACAAUGGGAAGCAGAUCUCGUCGAUAUGUCUAAACUAUCGAAAUAUAAUAAAAACUUCAAAUAUCUCCUCACUGUGAUCGAUACAUUGUCCAAAUACGCAUGGGUUGUGCCUUUACGUACGAAGACCGGUGAAGAACAGGUGUCCGCAUUCGCUAAAAUCUUUGCAAAGUCGAAACGGAAACCUGCAAACCUGCGGACGGAUAAAGGCGGCGAAUUUUUAGGGAAGCGGUUUCAAGCCUACCUUAAAAAAGAAAAUAUUAAUUUCUACAUCGAAUAA